This is a messenger RNA of Pollicipes pollicipes, 2126 nucleotides long. RefSeq names its product eukaryotic translation initiation factor 5 (gene eIF5). The transcript has 12 exons. The record is from RefSeq and is a predicted model, not a curated record. Gene Ontology annotation, cellular component: cytosol. The coding region runs from base 488 to 1810 and encodes 440 amino acids. Gene Ontology annotation, molecular function: eukaryotic initiation factor eIF2 binding; translation initiation factor activity; GDP-dissociation inhibitor activity. Gene Ontology annotation, biological process: formation of cytoplasmic translation initiation complex; translational initiation. NCBI's taxonomy places the organism in Eukaryota, Metazoa, Arthropoda, Thecostraca, Pollicipedomorpha, Pollicipedidae.
CAGAAAGACUUGGGAAAGAAUAUCAUCAUCACUUUCUUCACGCAAUCCAUUUCCGCCAUACCGCUGGGUUGGGUGGCGGCGGGCUGAAUCCGGGUGCUGCACCAUCUGGAGCCAUCGUGUCCUCUGAGCCAAAGAAUUGUAUCCACCAUUGAGGCCUCAAGUGAUAUCUUGCCGCAGACCUGCGGAUAUUCACCUCCUUAUAUGACUGUGUUCAAUCACACAGGUCAACGGAAGUUCCAGGGACUGUUAUCUGUUCAUCCUGCCGACCCGGUCGGGCACACCUCAGCUAGGUGUAUGUCACCAGACUGUUGUCUCCCCAGCAGAACCAACCAGCGGAACAGUCAGAUCCCAGAGCAGAUAGCUCGACUCGGCCGCCGGCCGGCACUCACCAUUUCGUGACUCGGACUCGGCCCGCUCGACCUGCCCCGCUCGGGACGCACGACCGCCGUCUCCUCCCAGCGCCCGCCGCACCCGACGCCGCCUCGCCAUGGCGCUUAACGUCAACACCAGUGUCACUGACGUCUUCUACCGCUACAAGAUGCCGCGCCUCCUGGCCAAAGUCGAGGGCAAGGGCAACGGCAUCAAGACGGUGGUGGUCAAUAUGACGGAGGUGGCCAAGGCGCUGUGCCGCCCUCCCUCUUACCCCUGCAAGUACUUCGGCUGCGAGCUGGGUGCCCAGACUCUGAUGGACGGCAAGAACGACCGCUACAUCGUCAACGGCGCCCACGACGCCUCCAAGCUGCAGGACAUGCUGGAUGGCUUCAUCCGCAAGUUCGUGCUGUGCCCCGGCUGCGAUAACCCAGAGACAGUGCUGCAGGUUCGCGAGAAGAAGGGUGUGAUCGGCCAGAGCUGCAAGGCCUGCGGCUACCAGGGUAUGCUGGACAUGCGCCAUAAGCUGACCACCUUCAUCCUGAAGAACCCGCCCGAUGCCGACCCCACCCAGUCGGGCAAAUCACUCACCAAACGCGCCGCCAAGAAGGGGAAGAAGGGCAAGUCGAACGGCGACGAGAAGGGCAGCGAUCACUCUGAGGACGGCGACGAACAGCUGGAGGGGUGGUCCACCGACGCGCCGGCUGCCAAGCCGGAGCUGGAUGACUGGUCGGUGGACGUGUCGGAGGAGGCGGUGCAGCGGCGCCAGGCUGAGCUCACCGACGGCGUCAAGGGGCUCACCAUCAACGACGACCUGGAGAAGGCCGAGAAGGAGCGUCUGGAGAUCUUCUACCGGUACAUGCUGCAGCGGCGCGACGCCGGCAAGCUGUCUGGCCAGGAGAAGAGCCUGCUGGCCGAGGCCGAGCGUCUGGACGUCAAGGACAAGGCGCCGCUCGUGCUCUCUGAGCUGCUCUUCAACGACACAAUCGUCAGCCAGAUCGGCCAGCACCGCGUCCUGCUGCUCAGAUUCACGCACGACAACAAACGGGCGCAGAAGUACCUGGUCGGCGGUCUGGAGCAGGUCAUCAACCUCUACAAGGACCAGCUGAUGCCCAAGGUGCCGCACAUCCUGAAGAAGCUCUACGACCUGGACAUCCUGGACGAGGAGGUGCUGCUGGAAUGGGGUAAGAAGCCCAGCAAGAAGUAUGUCAGCAAAGAAGUCAGCGAGGAGAUCCACGCCAAGGCCGAGAAGUUCAUCAACUGGCUGCGCGAGGCGGAGGAGGAGUCCGACUCCGAUACCGAGGAGGACGACGACGUCGAGAUCACCUACGACGACCGCGCGCGUGAGAUUAAGGAGGAGAAGAAGGCUCCGCCGCCGGCCGCCUCCACGGCGGCGCCGCAGGCCGAGGAGCACGAUGACAUCGACAUCGAUGACAUCUAGUGGCCAUGCGCUAUGUUGAGCUUCGACAACAGCUCGUCAGCAGUGAUGGCGCCACCAGUGGUUUAGUAAUGUCAACGGUCGCUCCGUUAGGCCUAAAGCUGUUUUAUUUUUAAUACGCUGGAAAUAUUUAUCCCAAUUUUCUGUGAAGGCAUGAGUGAAAUCACUGGCAGAUGAAUGGAUGGGUGGGGAGAGGCGACGACUUCGAGCCAUGGGCGUUCGAGAGGCUCACUUCUUCUGUCGCGGCAUUUUCCUUUUUCUCGGAAAGGCAUUUAAUCAGAUCCUGGUGUUUCUGUGGGUCAAUACACUGUUGUGCAUC